Dipodomys spectabilis (banner-tailed kangaroo rat) is the source of this 16372-nucleotide messenger RNA. RefSeq names its product ryanodine receptor 2 (gene Ryr2). The record is from RefSeq and is a predicted model, not a curated record. The coding region runs from base 29 to 14896 and encodes 4955 amino acids. Gene Ontology annotation, biological process: calcium ion transmembrane transport; intracellular calcium ion homeostasis. NCBI's taxonomy places the organism in Eukaryota, Metazoa, Chordata, Mammalia, Rodentia, Heteromyidae. The transcript is spliced from 104 exons. Gene Ontology annotation, molecular function: calcium ion binding; protein binding; ryanodine-sensitive calcium-release channel activity. Gene Ontology annotation, cellular component: sarcoplasmic reticulum membrane; smooth endoplasmic reticulum; sarcolemma.
CGCCGGCUCCGGCCCGGCCCGCGGAGCCAUGGCCGAUGGGGGCGAAGGCGAGGACGAGAUCCAGUUCCUGCGCACGGAUGACGAGGUGGUCCUGCAGUGCACUGCCACCAUUCACAAAGAGCAGCAGAAGCUGUGCUUGGCGGCUGAAGGCUUUGGCAACAGACUGUGCUUUUUGGAGUCCACGUCCAAUUCCAAGAAUGUCCCCCCAGACCUGUCCAUCUGCACCUUUGUCCUGGACCAGUCCCUGUCCGUGCGGGCCCUGCAAGAGAUGCUGGCCAACACCAUGGAGAAAUCGGAAGGGAAAUUCAUGAUGAAGACAGCUCAGGGUGGUGGCCAUCGGACCCUCCUCUAUGGACACGCCAUAUUGCUCCGCCACUCCUACAGUGGCAUGUAUUUGUGCUGUCUGUCAACCUCCCGGUCCUCAACUGACAAGCUGGCUUUUGACGUGGGCUUGCAAGAGGAUACCACAGGUGAGGCGUGCUGGUGGACCAUCCACCCCGCCUCCAAGCAGCGGUCGGAAGGAGAGAAGGUCCGCGUGGGAGAUGACCUCAUCUUGGUCAGCGUGUCCUCGGAGAGGUACUUGCACUUGUCCUACGGCACCGGCUUGCACGUGGAUGCGGCCUUCCAGCAGACUCUGUGGAGCGUGGCCCCCAUCAGCUCAGGAAGCGAAGCUGCCCAAGGGUACCUCAUCGGUGGCGAUGUCCUCCGGCUGCUCCACGGCCACAUGGACGAGUGCCUCACUGUCCCCUCUGGAGAGCACGGGGAAGAGCAGAGGAGAACUGUCCAUUAUGAAGGUGGAGCUGUAUCUGUUCAUGCACGCUCCCUUUGGAGACUAGAGACGCUAAGAGUUGCGUGGAGCGGGAGCCACAUCCGAUGGGGCCAGCCCUUCCGGCUUCGUCACGUCACCACCGGCAGGUACUUAAGUCUCCUGGAGGACAAAAACCUGCUGCUCAUGGACAAAGAAAAAGCUGAUGUGAAAUCAACAGCAUUUACCUUCCGGUCUUCUAAGGAAAAAUUAGAUGUUGGAAUAAGAAAAGAAGUCGAUGGCAUGGGAACGUCAGAAAUAAAAUACGGGGACUCUGUCUGCUACAUUCAGCACGUCGACACAGGCCUGUGGCUCACCUACCAGUCUGUGGAUGUGAAAUCCGCAAGAAUGGGAUCCGUCCAGCGCAAGGCUAUUAUGCACCAUGAAGGGCACAUGGAUGAUGGCUUAAAUUUAUCCAGAUCUCAGCACGAAGAAUCUCGCACGGCUCGGGUCAUCCGCAGCACCGUCUUCCUCUUCAAUAGGUUUAUAAGGGGCCUCGAUGCUCUGAGCAAGAAAACCAAGGCACCCAGCGUAGACUUGCCCAUCGAGUCAGUAAGCCUGAGUCUGCAGGACCUCAUCGGCUACUUCCACCCCCCGGAUGAGCACCUGGAGCACGAGGACAAGCAGAACCGACUGCGAGCCCUAAAGAACCGGCAGAACCUCUUUCAGGAGGAGGGGGUGAUCAGCCUGGUGUUGGAGUGCAUCGACCGGCUGCACGUCUACAGCAGCGCCGCGCACUUUGCUGACGUGGCUGGGAGAGAAGCGGCCCAGUCCUGGAAGUCCAUUCUCAACUCUCUCUACGAGCUGCUGGCUGCCCUCAUUAGAGGAAAUCGCAAGAACUGUGCUCAGUUUUCUGGUUCCCUGGACUGGCUCAUCAGCAGACUGGAAAGACUAGAAGCUUCCUCAGGCAUUCUCGAAGUGCUACAUUGUGUGCUCGUGGAAAGCCCUGAAGCACUAAAUAUAAUUAAAGAAGGACACAUCAAAUCCAUCAUCUCACUUUUAGAUAAGCACGGAAGAAACCACAAAGUCCUGGAUGUCCUGUGCUCGCUUUGCGUGUGCCAUGGGGUCGCUGUGCGAUCGAACCAGCACCUCAUCUGUGACAAUCUCCUGCCAGGAAGAGACCUGUUGUUGCAGACCCGUCUGGUGAAUCAUGUCAGCAGCAUGAGGCCCAAUAUCUUCCUGGGCGUCAGCGAAGGAUCCGCUCAGUAUAAGAAAUGGUACUAUGAGCUCAUGGUGGACCACACGGAACCCUUUGUGACGGCCGAGGCCACCCACCUGCGGGUGGGCUGGGCUUCCACCGAGGGCUACUCCCCCUACCCCGGAGGGGGCGAGGAAUGGGGCGGCAACGGAGUGGGCGACGACCUCUUCUCCUACGGGUUCGACGGCCUUCAGCUCUGGGCAGGUUGCGUGGCCCGGACGGUCAGCUCCCCCAACCAGCACCUGCUGAGGACUGACGAUGUCAUCAGCUGCUGUUUGGAUCUGAGCGCCCCCAGCAUCUCCUUCCGCAUCAAUGGACAACCCGUUCAAGGGAUGUUUGAGAAUUUCAACAUUGACGGCCUCUUCUUUCCCGUGGUCAGCUUCUCUGCAGGCAUCAAGGUGCGUUUUCUGCUAGGAGGGCGACAUGGAGAAUUUAAAUUCCUCCCUCCACCCGGGUACGCGCCUUGUUAUGAAGCUGUUCUUCCAAAAGAAAAAUUGAAAGUGGAGCACAGCCGAGAAUACAAGCAAGAAAGGACGUACACGCGAGACCUGCUGGGCCCCACCGUCUCCCUCACCCAGGCCGCCUUCACCCCUGUUCCUGUGGACACCAGUCAGAUCGUUUUACCUCCUCACCUUGAAAGGAUCAGAGAAAAGCUGGCGGAGAAUAUCCAUGAGCUCUGGGUUAUGAAUAAAAUUGAACUUGGCUGGCAGUAUGGUCCGGUCAGAGAUGAUAAUAAGAGACAGCACCCGUGCCUGGUGGAGUUCUGCAAGCUGCCCGAACAGGAACGCAAUUACAAUUUGCAGAUGUCCCUUGAGACCCUGAAGACCUUGCUGGCUCUGGGGUGUCAUGUGGGGAUAGCAGAUGAACACGCGGAAGAAAAGGUGAAGAAGAUGAAGCUUCCCAAGAAUUACCAGCUGACGAGUGGUUACAAGCCCGCACCCAUGGACUUGAGCUUCAUAAAGCUCACCCCCUCUCAGGAAGCGAUGGUGGACAAGUUGGCAGAAAAUGCUCACAACGUGUGGGCCCGGGAUCGAAUCCGGCAGGGCUGGACAUACGGCAUUCAGCAGGAUGUAAAGAACAGGAGGAAUCCCCGCCUGGUGCCCUAUGCCCUCCUGGAUGACCGGACCAAAAAAUCCAACAAGGACAGCCUCCGGGAGGCGGUACGCACGUUGCUGGGCUACGGCUACAGCCUGGAGGCCCCGGAUCAGGACCACGCAGCCCGCAACGAGGCGGGCAGUGGCCCCGGCGAGCGGUUCCGCAUCUUCCGCGCGGAGAAGACGUAUGCUGUGCGCGCCGGGCGCUGGUACUUUGAGUUCGAGGCGGUGUCGGCCGGGGACAUGCGCGUGGGCUGGAGCCGGCCAGGCUGCCAGCCCGACCUGGAGCUCGGCUCUGACGAGCGCGCCUUCGCCUUCGACGGCUUCAAGGCCCAGCGGUGGCACCAGGGCAAUGAGCACUACGGCCGCGCGUGGCAGGCUGGGGAUGUGGUGGGCUGCAUGGUGGACAUGAACGAGCACACCAUGGUGUUCACACUCAACGGGGAGAUCCUGCUGGACGACUCGGGCUCUGAGUUGGCGUUCAAGGACUUCGACGUGGGUGAUGGAUUCAUUCCUGUGUGUAGCCUCGGAGUGGGACAGGUGGGCAGGAUGAACUUCGGAAAGGACGUCAGCACCUUGAAAUACUUCACCAUCUGUGGCUUGCAGGAGGGCUAUGAGCCAUUCGCCGUUAACACAAACAGGGACAUCACCAUGUGGCUGAGCAAGAGACUGCCUCAGUUUCUACAGGUUCCAUCCAACCAUGAGCACAUUGAGGUGACCAGGAUAGACGGCACCACGGACAGCUCCCCGUGCCUGAAGGUUACCCAGAAGUCCUUUGGCUCUCAGAACAGCACCUCAGACAUCAUGUUUUACCGCCUGAGCAUGCCCAUUGAGUGUGCUGAGGUUUUCUCCAAGACGGUGCCUGGGGGGCUCUCGGGCGCUGGCCUCUUUGUGCCUAAGAAUGAUCUGGAAGACUACGACACGGAUUCUGACUUUGAGGUUCUCAUGAAGACGGCUCACGGCCAUCUCGUGCCUGACCGCAUUGAUAAAGACAAAGAAGCCACAAAGUCUGAGUUUAAUAACCAUAAAGACUACGCUCAGGAAAAGCCCUCCCGCCUGAAACAAAGAUUUUUACUUAGAAGAACAAAGCCAGAUUACAGCACCAGCCAUUCUGCCAGGCUCACUGAAGACGUCCUGGCCGACGACCGGGAUGACUAUGAAUACCUCAUGAACACUUCCACGUAUUAUUACUCGGUGAGGAUCUUCCCUGGGCAGGAGCCCGCAAAUGUCUGGGUGGGCUGGAUCACGUCUGACUUCCACCAGCACGACCCUGGCUUUGAUUUGGAUAGAGUCCGGACAGUGACCGUCACACUGGGAGAUGAAAAGGGAAAAGUCCAUGAAAGCAUCAAACGCAGCAACUGCUACAUGGUGUGUGCAGGCGAGAGCAUGAGCCCCGGGCAAGGCCGUAACAACAACGGCUUGGAGAUCGGCUGUGUAGUGGACGCAGCCAGCGGGCUGCUCACGUUCAUUGCCAAUGGCAAGGAGCUGAGCACUUACUACCAGGUGGAGCCAAGCACAAAAUUAUUCCCCGCUGUGUUUGCACAAGCUACAAGCCCCAAUGUUUUCCAGUUUGAGUUGGGAAGAAUCAAGAAUGUGAUGCCUCUGUCGGCGGGCUUGUUCAAGAGCGAGCACAAAAACCCCGUGCCCCAGUGCCCCCCACGCCUGCACGUGCAGUUCCUGUCGCAUGUCCUGUGGAGCCGGAUGCCCAACCAGUUUUUGAAGGUGGAUGUGUCUCGCAUCAGUGAGCGUCAGGGCUGGCUGGUGCAGUGUUUGGACCCACUGCAGUUCAUGUCCCUCCACAUCCCUGAGGAGAACAGAUCUGUGGACAUCUUAGAGUUGACGGAGCAGGAGGAGUUGCUGCGAUUUCACUACCACACACUGCGGCUCUACUCGGCCGUGUGCGCCCUCGGAAACCACCGGGUGGCCCACGCGCUGUGCAGCCACGUGGACGAGCCUCAGCUGCUCUAUGCCAUCGAGAACAAGUACAUGCCUGGCCUGCUACGCACGGGCUACUACGACCUGCUGAUCGACAUCCACCUCAGCUCCUACGCCACCGCCAGGCUUAUGAUGAACAAUGAGUUCAUCGUCCCCAUGACGGAGGAGACAAAGACCAUCACGCUCUUCCCGGAUGAGAACAAGAGGCACGGGCUCCCCGGCAUCGGCCUGAGCACCUCACUCCGGCCCCGCAUGCGGUUCUCCUCGCCCAGCUUCGUCGGCGUCAGCAGUGAGUGCUACCAGUACAGCCCCGAGUUCCCGCUGGACAUCCUGAAGGCCAAGACCAUCCAGAUGCUGACGGAGGCGGUGGAGGAGGGCAGCCUCCACGCGCGCGACCCCGUUGGGGGGACCACAGAAUUCCUCUUUGUGCCCCUCAUCAAGCUCUUCUACACCCUGCUCAUCAUGGGACUCUUCCACAACGAGGACCUGAAGCACAUCCUGCAGCUGAUCGAGCCCCGGGUGUUCAAGGAAGCCGCCACUCUGGAGGAGGAUGGGGACCGGCAGGAGAAGGAGCUCAGUGCCGAGGACUCCAGGCUGGAAGGGGCGGGUGAAGACGAGGCCAAGGUGGGCAUGCGGCCCAAGGAGGGCCUCCUGCAGAUGAAGCUGCCUGAGCCGGUGAAACUGCAGAUGUGCCUCUUGCUUCAGUACCUCUGUGACUGCCAGGUCCGGCACCGGAUCGAAGCGAUCGUGGCCUUCUCAGAUGACUUUGUGGCCAAGCUCCAGGACAAUCAGCGUUUCCGCUACAACGAAGUGAUGCAGGCCUUAAACAUGUCAGCGGCACUCACGGCCAGGAAAACCAAGGAAUUCCGCUCACCCCCCCAAGAACAGAUCAACAUGCUCCUCAACUUCAAAGAUGACAAAAGUGAAUGUCCAUGUCCUGAAGAAAUCCGUGACCAACUCCUGGAUUUCCAUGAGGAUUUGAUGACACAUUGUGGAAUUGAGCUGGAUGAAGAUGGCUCUUUGGAUGGAAACAGUGACUUAACCAUCAGGGGACGUCUGUUGUCCCUGGUAGAAAAGGUGACAUACCUGAAGAAGAAGCAAGCAGAAAAGCCAGUGGCCAGUGACGCCACAAAGUCCUCCAGCCUCCAGCAGCUGAUUUCAGAGACCAUGGUUCGGUGGGCUCAGGAGUCUGUCAUCGAGGACCCGGAGUUGGUGAGGGCCAUGUUCGUGCUGCUGCACCGGCAGUAUGAUGGCAUUGGAGGCCUAGUCCGGGCCCUGCCUAAGACCUAUACCAUCAACGGGGUGUCUGUGGAGGACACCAUCAACCUGCUGGCCUCUCUCGGGCAGAUUCGUUCCCUGUUAAGCGUGAGGAUGGGCAGAGAGGAGGAGAAGCUGAUGAUUCGUGGAUUGGGAGAUAUCAUGAAUAACAAAGUGUUUUACCAACACCCUAACCUCAUGAGGGCCCUGGGUAUGCACGAGACGGUGAUGGAGGUCAUGGUGAACGUCCUGGGCGGGGGAGAGUCCAAGGAGAUCACCUUUCCCAAGAUGGUGGCCAAUUGUUGCCGUUUUCUCUGUUACUUCUGUCGUAUAAGUAGACAGAAUCAAAAAGCUAUGUUUGAUCAUCUCAGUUACUUACUGGAAAACAGCAGUGUUGGUCUUGCCUCCCCCGCCAUGAGAGGCUCCACCCCACUCGACGUGGCUGCAGCAUCGGUGAUGGAUAAUAACGAACUUGCCCUAGCCUUGCGUGAGCCGGAUCUAGAGAAGGUCGUGCGUUACCUGGCCGGCUGUGGGCUGCAGAGCUGCCAGAUGCUGGUGUCAAAGGGUUACCCGGACAUUGGCUGGAAUCCUGUAGAGGGAGAGCGAUACCUUGAUUUCCUCCGAUUUGCUGUCUUCUGCAAUGGGGAGAGUGUGGAAGAAAACGCAAAUGUCGUGGUGAGAUUGCUCAUCCGGAGGCCCGAGUGCUUUGGGCCUGCGUUGAGAGGGGAAGGUGGGAACGGACUCCUUGCUGCCAUGGAAGAAGCCAUAAAAAUAGCUGAGGACCCUUCCCGCGAUGGCCCCUCGCCUACAGGUGGCUCCAGCCGGACACUAGACAUAGAAGAGGAGGAAGAUGACACCAUCCACAUGGGGAAUGCAAUCAUGACGUUCUAUGCGGCCCUGAUCGACCUCUUAGGUCGCUGCGCCCCUGAGAUGCACUUGAUUCAUGCUGGAAAGGGAGAGGCCAUCAGAAUCAGGUCUAUUUUGAGAUCUCUCAUUCCACUGGGAGACCUGGUGGGUGUGAUUAGCAUCGCUUUUCAGAUGCCAACCAUCGCCAAAGAUGGGAAUGUGGUGGAACCUGACAUGUCCGCGGGGUUUUGCCCAGAUCACAAGGCAGCCAUGGUUUUGUUCCUUGACAGGGUCUAUGGGAUUGAGGUGCAAGACUUCCUCCUCCACCUCCUUGAGGUUGGCUUUCUGCCAGAUCUCCGGGCCGCCGCCUCUCUAGACACGGCCGCUCUGAGUGCUACAGACAUGGCCUUGGCCCUCAAUAGGUACCUUUGCACAGCUGUCCUACCUUUGUUAACCAGAUGUGCUCCUCUGUUCGCGGGCACGGAGCACCACGCCUCCCUCAUCGACUCGCUUCUUCACACUGUGUAUAGACUGUCCAAGGGCUGCUCCCUCACCAAAGCCCAGCGGGACUCCAUAGAAGUGUGCCUGCUCUCCAUUUGUGGCCAGUUGAGACCUUCUAUGAUGCAACACUUGCUCAGAAGACUCGUGUUUGAUGUCCCAUUAUUAAAUGAACAUGCAAAGAUGCCUCUGAAGCUGUUGACAAACCACUAUGAGAGAUGCUGGAAAUACUACUGCCUGCCCGGUGGCUGGGGCAAUUUCGGUACUACCUCAGAAGAAGAACUGCAUUUAUCACGAAAGCUGUUCUGGGGCAUCUUUGAUGCCUUGUCUCAAAAGAAAUAUGAACAAGAACUUUUCAAACUGGCGCUGCCUUGCCUGAGUGCCGUUGCAGGGGCUUUGCCUCCCGACUACAUGGAGUCAAACUAUGUGAAUCUGAUGGAAAAACAGUCGUCCAUGGAUUCUGAAGGGAACUUUAACCCCCAACCUGUUGAUACCUCAAAUAUUACAAUUCCUGAGAAGUUGGAAUACUUCAUUAACAAAUAUGCAGAGCAUUCUCAUGACAAAUGGUCCAUGGACAAGUUGGCAAAUGGAUGGAUUUAUGGAGAAAUAUAUUCAGACUCUUCAAAGGUUCAGCCAUUAAUGAAGCCUUAUAAACUAUUAUCGGAAAAGGAAAAAGAAAUUUAUCGCUGGCCAAUCAAAGAGUCUCUGAAAACCAUGCUGGCAUGGGGCUGGCGGGUGGCGAGGACCCGGGAGGGGGACAGCAUGGCGCUGUACAGCCGGACUCGCCGCAUCUCCCAGACGAGCCAGGUUUCUGUGGACACUGCCCAUGGUUACAGCCCCCGGGCCAUUGACAUGAGCAACGUCACACUCUCCAGAGAUCUGCAUGCUAUGGCAGAAAUGAUGGCUGAAAACUACCAUAAUAUAUGGGCAAAGAAAAAGAAAAUGGAGUUGGAAUCCAAAGGAGGCGGAAACCAUCCCCUGCUUGUGCCCUAUGACACGCUGACCGCCAAGGAGAAAGCCAAGGAUAGGGAGAAGGCACAGGACAUCCUCAAGUUCCUGCAGAUCAAUGGCUAUGCCGUGUCCAGAGGAUUCAAAGACCUGGAACUGGACACGCCUUCCAUCGAGAAGCGCUUUGCUUACAGUUUCCUCCAGCAGCUCAUUCGCUAUGUGGAUGAAGCUCAUCAGUAUAUCCUGGAGUUUGAUGGUGGCAGCAGAAGCAAAGGAGAACAUUUUCCUUAUGAACAGGAAAUCAAGUUCUUCGCCAAAGUUGUUCUUCCCUUAAUUGAUCAGUACUUCAAAAACCAUCGCCUGUACUUUCUGUCUGCAGCAAGCAGGCCUCUCUGCUCUGGAGGACACGCCUCCAACAAGGAGAAAGAGAUGGUGACUAGCCUAUUCUGCAAACUUGGAGUACUUGUCAGGCAUAGGAUUUCACUAUUUGGAAAUGAUGCCACAUCAAUUGUCAACUGUCUUCAUAUUUUGGGUCAGACAUUGGAUGCCAGGACUGUGAUGAAGACGGGCCUGGACAGUGUGAAGAGCGCUCUUCGAGCUUUCCUGGACAAUGCCGCCGAGGAUCUGGAGAAAACCAUAGAAAACCUCAAGCAGGGCCAGUUCACGCACACCCGGAACCAGCCCAAGGGGGUCACGCAGAUCAUCAACUACACCACCGUGGCGCUCCUGCCUAUGCUGUCCUCCUUAUUUGAGCAUAUCGGCCAGCACCAGUUUGGAGAAGAUCUGAUAUUGGAAGAUGUACAGGUGUCUUGCUACAGGAUUCUAACUAGCUUAUAUGCUUUGGGAACCAGCAAGAGUAUUUAUGUGGAGAGGCAGCGCUCGGCGCUGGGAGGCUGUCUGGCUGCUUUCGCUGGUGCCUUCCCGGUUGCAUUUCUGGAAACACAUCUGGACAAGCACAACAUCUACUCUAUCUACAACACCAAGUCCUCGCGCGAGAGAGCAGCUCUUAGUUUGCCGGCAAAUGUGGAAGACGUGUGUCCAAACAUACCAUCCCUGGAGAAGCUCAUGGAGGAGAUCGUGGAGCUGGCUGAAUCCGGCAUCCGCUACACCCAGAUGCCUCAUGUGAUGGAGGUGGUGCUGCCUAUGCUGUGCAGCUACAUGUCCCGGUGGUGGGAGCAUGGGCCUGAGAACAACCCCGAGAGGGCAGAGGCCUGCUGCACGGCCCUCAACUCCGAGCACAUGAACACGCUCCUCGGCAACAUCCUGAAGAUCAUCUACAACAACCUGGGCAUUGACGAGGGAGCCUGGAUGAAGAGGUUGGCAGUAUUCUCCCAGCCUAUCAUCAACAAAGUGAAACCUCAGCUCUUGAAAACACACUUCCUGCCAUUAAUGGAGAAACUGAAGAAGAAGGCGGCCAUGGUGGUCUCGGAGGAAGACCAUCUGAAAGCCGAGGCCAGAGGGGACAUGUCGGAGGCUGAGCUCCUCAUUCUCGAUGAGUUCACCACACUGGCCAGAGAUCUCUACGCCUUCUACCCUCUCUUGAUUCGAUUUGUGGACUAUAACAGAGCAAAAUGGCUGAAGGAACCUAACCCAGAAGCGGAGGAACUGUUCCGGAUGGUGGCCGAAGUCUUUAUCUACUGGUCCAAGUCCCAUAAUUUCAAAAGAGAAGAACAGAACUUCGUUGUGCAGAAUGAAAUCAACAACAUGUCUUUCCUUAUUACUGACACGAAAUCAAAGAUGUCCAAGGCAGCAGUUUCUGAUCAGGAGAGGAAGAAAAUGAAGCGCAAAGGGGACCGGUACUCCAUGCAGACAUCUCUCAUCGUGGCUGCUCUGAAGCGGUUGCUUCCUGUCGGCCUCAAUAUCUGCGCCCCUGGCGACCAAGAACUCAUAGCACUGGCCAAAAACCGGUUUAGUCUGAAAGACACCGAGGAUGAAGUACGAGACAUCAUCCGUACUAAUAUUCACUUACAAGGCAAGCUGGAGGAUCCUGCAAUCAGGUGGCAGAUGGCUCUCUACAAAGACUUGCCAAACAGGACCGAGGAUGCCUCAGAUCCAGAGAGGACAGUGGAGAGAGUGCUGGAUAUCGCAAAUGUACUUUUCCAUCUUGAACAGGUGGAGCAUCCUCAGAGAUCUAAAAAAGCCGUGUGGCACAAGCUCUUGUCUAAGCAGAGGAAAAGGGCAGUUGUGGCCUGCUUCCGGAUGGCUCCCUUGUACAACCUGCCAAGGCAUCGGGCUGUCAAUCUCUUUCUUCAGGGAUAUGAAAAGUCCUGGAUUGAGACAGAAGAGCAUUACUUUGAAGAUAAACUGAUUGAAGAUUUAGCUAAACCUGGAGCUGAGCCUCCAGAGGAAGAUGAAGGCACUAAGAGAGUUGACCCCCUGCAUCAGCUCAUCCUUCUGUUCAGCCGCACGGCUUUGACGGAGAAAUGCAAACUGGAGGAAGAUUUUUUAUAUAUGGCCUAUGCAGAUAUUAUGGCAAAGAGUUGUCAUGAUGAGGAAGAUGAUGAUGGAGAAGAGGAAGUGAAGAGCUUUGAAGUCACAGGAUCCCAGCGCAGCAAGGAAAAGGAAAUGGAAAAGCAGAAGCUCCUGUACCAGCAAGCCAGACUGCACGACCGGGGCGCGGCCGAGAUGGUCCUGCAGACCAUCAGUGCCAGCAAAGGUGACACUGGACCAAUGGUAGCUGCUACUCUGAAACUAGGAAUUGCAAUCUUAAACGGCGGCAAUUCCACAGUGCAACAGAAGAUGCUCGACUACCUGAAGGAGAAGAAGGACGUGGGUUUCUUCCAGAGCCUGGCAGGCCUGAUGCAGUCCUGCAGUGUCCUUGACCUAAAUGCAUUUGAGAGGCAAAACAAAGCUGAAGGCCUGGGCAUGGUGACAGAGGAAGGAUCAGGAGAGAAGGUGCUGCAGGAUGACGAGUUCACCUGUGAUCUCUUCCGCUUCCUGCAGCUGCUCUGUGAGGGACACAACUCAGAUUUUCAAAAUUAUCUGAGAACACAGACUGGCAACAAUAUGACGGUCAACAUCAUUAUCUCUACCGUGGACUAUCUCUUAAGGGUUCAGGAAUCCAUUAGUGAUUUCUAUUGGUAUUACUCUGGGAAAGAUGUCAUUGAUGAGCAGGGACAACGGAACUUCUCCAAAGCCAUUCAAGUAGCAAAACAAGUCUUUAACACUCUCACAGAGUAUAUUCAGGGGCCUUGCACGGGCAACCAGCAGAGCCUGGCACACAGCAGGCUGUGGGACGCAGUGGUGGGCUUCCUCCACGUCUUUGCCCACAUGCAGAUGAAGCUGUCGCAGGAUUCCAGCCAAAUCGAGCUGUUGAAGGAAUUAAUGGAUCUCCAGAAGGACAUGGUGGUCAUGUUGCUGUCCAUGUUAGAAGGUAACGUUGUCAAUGGGACGAUUGGCAAGCAGAUGGUCGAUAUGCUCGUGGAAUCUUCCAACAACGUGGAGAUGAUCCUGAAGUUUUUUGACAUGUUCUUAAAACUAAAAGACUUGACCUCUUCAGACACAUUUAAAGAGUACGACCCGGACGGCAAAGGUGUCAUUUCCAAAAGGGAUUUCCACAAAGCUAUGGAGAGCCACAAGCACUACACGCAGUCCGAAACCGAGUUCCUCUUGUCGUGUGCGGAGACCGACGAGAACGAGACCCUGGACUACGAGGAGUUUGUCAAGCGGUUUCACGAGCCGGCCAAGGACAUUGGCUUCAACGUCGCCGUGCUCUUGACCAACCUUUCCGAGCACAUGCCCAAUGACUCGAGGCUGCAGACGUUCCUGGAGCUGGCCGAAAGCGUGCUCAACUACUUCCAGCCCUUCCUGGGCCGCAUCGAGAUCAUGGGCAGUGCCAAGCGCAUUGAGCGGGUAUACUUCGAGAUCAGCGAGUCCAGCCGCACCCAGUGGGAGAAGCCCCAGGUGAAGGAGUCCAAGAGGCAGUUCAUCUUCGACGUGGUCAAUGAGGGCGGGGAGAAGGAGAAGAUGGAGCUCUUCGUGAAUUUCUGCGAGGACACCAUCUUCGAGAUGCAGCUGGCGGCCCAGAUCUCCGAGUCGGAUUUGAACGAGCGAUCGGCCAGUAAAGAGGAGGGUGACAAGGAGAGGCCGGAGGACGAGGGCCCCAGGAUGAGCUUCUUCUCCCUCUUGACCCUCAGGUCCGCCCUGCUGGCGCUCAGGUACAACGUGCUGACCCUGAUGCGCAUGCUCAGCCUGAAGAGCCUGAAGAAGCAGGUGAAGAAAGCCAAGAAGAUGACACUGGGGGACAUGUUGGCGGCCUUCUUCUCCUCCUACUGGGGUGUCUUCCUCACGCUCCUGCACUUCGUGGCCAGCGUCUGCAGGGGCUUCUUCCGCAUCGUGUGCAGCCUGCUGCUGGGGGGCAGCCUGGUCGAGGGGGCCAAGAAGAUCAAGGUGGCAGAGCUCCUGGCCAACAUGCCUGACCCCACGCAGGAUGAGGUGCGGGGGGACACGGAGGAUGGGGAGAGGCGGCCCCCGGAGACCGCGCUACCCUCUGAAGACCUCAUGGACCUGAAGGAGCUGACGGAGGAGAGCGAUCUCCUCUCCGACAUCUUCGGCUUAGACCUGAAGCGGGAAGGAGGGCAGUACAAGCUCAUCCCCCACAACCCCAACGCGGGUCUCGGCGACCUCAUGGCCAAUCCCACCCCCGUCCCCGACAUGCAGGAAAAGCUUCAGGAACAGAAGGCAAAAGAAGAAAAGGAAGAAAAAGAGGAAAUUAAAUCAGAACCUGAAAAGGCUGAAGGGGAAGAUGGAGAGAAAGAAGAAAAAGCCAAGGAGGACAAAGGCAAGCAGAAGCUGAGACAGCUUCACACGCACAGAUAUGGAGAGCCAGAGGUCCCGGAGUCGGCCUUCUGGAAGAAGAUCAUAGCGUACCAACAGAAACUGCUCAACUAUUUUGCUCGCAACUUUUACAACAUGAGAAUGCUGGCCUUGUUUGUUGCAUUUGCGAUCAAUUUCAUCUUGCUGUUUUAUAAGGUCUCCACUUCUUCUGUGGUUGAAGGAAAGGAGCUGCCCACUCGAAGCCCCAGUGAAAAUACCCACGUGGCCAUCAGCCUGGACAGCAGCACACCCCACAUCAUCACGGUCCACUAUGUCCUAGAGGAGAGCAGCGGUUACAUGGAGCCCACGCUGCGCAUCCUUGCCAUCCUCCAUACCGUUAUCUCCUUCUUCUGCAUCAUUGGAUACUACUGCUUGAAGGUCCCAUUGGUUAUUUUCAAGCGAGAGAAGGAAGUUGCCCGGAAAUUGGAAUUUGACGGGCUCUACAUCACAGAGCAGCCCUCAGAGGAUGACAUCAAGGGCCAGUGGGACAGGCUGGUCAUCAACACACAGUCAUUUCCCAACAACUACUGGGAUAAAUUUGUUAAAAGAAAGGUUAUGGAUAAGUACGGGGAGUUCUACGGCCGGGACAGGAUCAGCGAGCUGCUCGGCAUGGACAAGGCAGCAUUGGACUUCAGCGAUGCCAGGGAAAAGAAGAAGCCCAAGAAAGACAGCUCCCUGUCGGCCGUGCUGAACUCCAUUGAUGUGAAGUAUCAGAUGUGGAAACUGGGAGUUGUUUUCACAGACAAUUCCUUCCUCUACCUGGCCUGGUACAUGACUAUGUCCGUUCUUGGACACUACAACAACUUUUUUUUUGCUGCUCAUCUUCUCGACAUUGCUAUGGGCUUCAAGACCCUGAGAACCAUCCUCUCCUCUGUGACUCACAAUGGCAAGCAGCUCGUUCUGACCGUGGGCUUGUUAGCCGUUGUUGUGUACCUCUACACUGUGGUGGCAUUCAAUUUUUUCCGGAAGUUCUACAACAAAAGUGAAGAUGGAGACACCCCAGAUAUGAAAUGCGAUGAUAUGCUAACAUGUUACAUGUUCCACAUGUACGUGGGGGUCCGUGCUGGAGGGGGCAUUGGCGAUGAGAUUGAGGACCCUGCAGGUGACGAGUAUGAGAUCUACAGAAUCAUCUUCGACAUCACCUUCUUCUUCUUCGUCAUCGUCAUCCUCCUGGCCAUCAUACAAGGUUUAAUCAUCGAUGCUUUUGGAGAGCUGAGAGACCAGCAGGAGCAGGUCAAGGAGGACAUGGAGACCAAGUGCUUCAUCUGCGGCAUCGGCAACGAUUACUUUGACACAGUGCCACAUGGCUUCGAAACCCACACAUUACAGGAGCACAACUUGGCCAAUUACCUGUUUUUUCUGAUGUAUCUCAUAAACAAAGAUGAAACAGAACACACAGGUCAGGAAUCGUACGUCUGGAAGAUGUAUCAAGAGAGAUGUUGGGAGUUUUUCCCAGCUGGAGAUUGCUUCCGGAAACAAUAUGAAGACCAGCUAAAUUAAAAAUCUACCUUGACCACUUUGAAACUCCAAACAGAACUCUUUUUCCCUUCCUUCCUUCCUUCCUUCCUUCCUUCCUUCCUUCCUUCCUUUCUUCCUUCCUUCCUUCUUUCCUCCUUCUUCCUUCCCUCCCUCCCCCUUGGAAACAUCUUGCUGAUUCUGUUAUUUGCCAGUAGUCUGUGCUUUCUGGGAGCAUCAGAGCCAAUCUCUGAGGACUUGGCUGUUUUUUCCCACCACCUCGUGUAUUUUCUUUGAGAAACAAAGACCGAAGAAGAAUCUAAAUCCAUACAUGGACUACAUAGGAACUCUGGGAAGAGAACCACGGUGGACCGUCCCACGCCCAGACAGUCUCCAGGGACCUGGGAGGCUCCUGGGACUGAGGUCUUCCCUAGGGACCUUUCCAGCCCAGCGUGACAGCCACACUCACCCGGCCUCUUCAUUUCACCAUCUGGAAAGGAACUGUGUAAGGGUCCCGAGCACUGUGGCACUCAUCAGAGGGCCGUGGACAGACAGCAUCUGUGAAGGAGAAUAGUGCCUUACUAUAUGUGGGUUGAGCUAUGCAGAAGAUAUGUGCAUGAACAGACACCUUUUAUUUUCUUUAUGUCAGCCUUUGUUUUUUCACUUAGAUUGGUUUUUGUGAGUGGUUUUUUUUCCCCUUAUUUUUUUUUUCCUUUGGUGGGGAAAGGUAAGCAAAGCCUUUUGCACCUUUUUUUCCAAAAGGCAGUGGUAUGUGUCGGGAUGGAAGGAGGCUCUUCUGUUCAGCGACUUCAUAUCUGCCCUCCCCCAUCUGCUCCUGCUCUUUAUUUUGAUAACACUCUGAAAGCAGCUUCCUGAAAUCUUUGUAUGAAAUCAACAGUAACAACAGCAACAACAACAACAACAAAAAGAAAAAAAAAACGACUGCAAAAAAAAAUCAAAAACAACAGAAACCAAACAACCACACGCACACUUUCAAAAGAAAUAACUCAUUGCAUGUGUAUUAUGCAAGUUUAACCGAACCAAGAAACCUUCAGAAGCAGGUUGAGCAACGUAAGAGAAUGUUCAUGAUCAUUCUAGUGAUUGCGUGCCGUGGGUUCAUUUGUAUUCUCGGAGCCAAUGUCAUUAUCCAAUCACGUGACACCUUGUGCACCUGAGCGUGGUCUUGGGUGACCCUCUUUCUUUUGGCCACCUCCUAUCAGUGGGGAGAGCUCCUCCCCAGGUUUUUUUUCUUUCUUUUUUUCCCGUAUUUUUUUUUUCCUUUGAUAUCAAAGUUGAAGCAAUAGUCGUUCAGGGAUUUCAUCAGUUGCAUCAUGAAUCAUGAAUGAUUAUCGAAAUUGCUCCAUUUCUCUCUCUCUCUUUUCCCCCCUCCAUUUUGAGUCCUUUUAAAUGUAACGUUAAUCUUUACAAUUUAAAAAGACAGAUUCAGAAUGGAAGCAAAAUCAUUUUGCAAACAUUGGAGCUCUUUUAUUACUGGUCUGCUUGUUAAUUUUAGAAUUGUAA